Stegodyphus dumicola is the source of this 2051-nucleotide messenger RNA. RefSeq names its product cyclin-Q-like. Lineage: Eukaryota; Metazoa; Arthropoda; Arachnida; Araneae; Eresidae. Gene Ontology annotation, molecular function: cyclin-dependent protein serine/threonine kinase regulator activity. The record is from RefSeq and is a predicted model, not a curated record. Gene Ontology annotation, biological process: regulation of transcription by RNA polymerase II.
CUUGUUUUGAAUCAAGUCUGGUGUAUGUGUGUACAUGUCCAUUCGAAACCGAAAGUUCUCUAAUUAGCUGUACUGUUUUAGACUGUAAAAAUGAGUUCUGAGGAACUAAAUACUACCUCCACGAUUAAUUUUAUUUUGGAAGGAGGUCUUAAACUUAGAUGCAUAUCAUCGACAAUUGCAAAAGCAAUGCUUUUUGCCCAUCAGUUCAUACGAUGUGCAGAUAAAGUUUCAUAUGAUCCAGCUAUGCUUGCUGCUGCUGCUCUGUCUUUGAGUUCUCGUUCAUUUGAUGAAACCUUAAAUGAAACAGAGGUGGUACUAACAUUUUACCAUAUGGUGAAAGGCGAAUAUUUGAUGGAUUUGUAUAGUGAAACUAAAAUUGACCUUGAAAAAUCUCUGAAGAUCACUGAGCUUUUCUUGUUCAGAAUGCUGGAAGGUCUAACUUCGCACAAUAUCGCACAUGAGUAUGUUGCAUUUUAUUCUCGAAAUCUUCUACCUUUAUCUAAAAUAGUUUUGGUUUGGGAAUCAUAUAUGGAAUGUGUGUGGAAGAUUAUAUCAGACUUUUACACAUCAAAAAAGUGUCUGGAUUAUCAAGCCAGUCAUAUUGCUAUUGCUGCCAUUCAGGCAGCCCUUACAAACAUUGAUGUUCAGCCAACAAUUUCUGAUGAAUGGCAUAAGUUAUUUUGUCCUGAUUUAACUGCUAAAAUGAAGGAUCAAAUUGUUGAAGAUAUUCUUGAAAUUUGUAAUCUAGCUUGAAUUAUGACGUGGACUGUUGUAUUGUGGACAUGGACAUAGUUCUUAUGGACUGUUUUAAAAAUAUGUCAAUUUUUUGUUACAUAUAUUGGGAUUUUCAUAUAAUUUAAUAUAGCUUGUAAAAGUUCAGUUAGAUUAGAAGAUAUACAUUUAAGAACUUAUGAUACUUUCCAAAAGCAUUGUAAAAAACUGUUAGUUUCAUAAAUCUCCUUUAAUGCCUCUGGUGGUGUGGGAGGUUGAAUUUCUCAUUUUUCUAGUACAGAUGAUUUUCUAGUUUAAUCUGCAGCUAAAGUGUCAAGCGUCUGCAGCUUGAACAGUGAGCCACUAUAAAUCGAAUCACUCGGUGUAGAAUUUAAAAGCGGUUCGGUAAAAGUUACACUCAUUGUAUAGUAAGGUUCAGGUUUAGUAUCGAAAAAAGUGAAAAAUGUAUGAGCAUUUUCCAAUUUUGAAUUCCUAAUUCCAUUAUUACUAAUGAAUCAAGUUAAUUUUAUACACAUUUCGGGACAUGUAUUAUCUUCUAUUCUAAUUGAGCUAUGCUAAAUUUGCUGUAUGUUAGUGGUCUCAUGCUGUGAUUCACUUAAGCGAAUAAAAUCUAAUUUUUGUUAUUGAUUUUAUGAUCACUUAAAGAGAUGCUUGAGCAAAAAAAUAUCAUGAGAAAGACUAAUCAUAUUCUCUCCCCCCCCCAAAAAAAAAAUCCUUAGUACCUCUUAAAGCUAACAUUCCGAAUUUAAUGCAUCACAUUAUUGAAAAGCAUUUAAAAUUGGGUAGUAGCAUCAUAAAGCACUGGAGGAAAGAAUGUCAUGAGAGGAACUUUCUAAAGGAACCUGGCUUGUAUUUUAUAUUAUGUGAUGGAAAAGCCAAGGAGAUUAAAAUAAAGGAUUCAAAAAGCAUACAGUUGAUUUUCAGUUUAUCAACUCUGUGAUUUAACAAUAUAUUGACUAAAUGUAAGUUUUCACUAAACUAGCCCAGAAUGUAUAAAAUCAACAACAAAUGAUCCUCAGUUUAGCAAUAUUUUUUCUUGAACAAUAAUAAAUUAUUGUUCACUGUUAUUUUUACUCCUGUAUUGGAAGUAAAGGAAGUACUGUACUCGUGAAAAUUUUCAGUUAUCAGAUUUCAAUGGAAAUAUCCAUUUUGACUACUUUUUUUGCAUGAUGAUUAAGAAUAAUUUCACAAAAAGAAAAAGUAAUUACACUGUAAUAUCACUUAUUUGUUUUAUAUAACACUUUGAAAUAGAAGAAAUGCCGUCCACGUGACAACACAGCACACAUCACUCAAAGCACUGUAGCAAUUUAAAAAAAAAA